Molecule: messenger RNA, 1140 nt
Organism: Sphenostylis stenocarpa
Lineage: Eukaryota; Viridiplantae; Streptophyta; Magnoliopsida; Fabales; Fabaceae
Source: the annotation of a GenBank genome assembly
AUGGAUAGAGGAGGUCAACACGCAUCUAUAGGAUCUCCCUUGAUUCAAAUCUCAGAGCAAGAUGCGCUCAAAGUUGAUAUUGAUACACAGAAAAACAAUGGUGGAAGGGUGGCAGAAAGAAGAGAAAUUUUUGAAGAAGUCAAGAAGCAGCUAUGGCUGGCAGGGCCCUUGAUAUUUGUGGGUCUACUAAACUUCUGCAUUCAGAUUAUAUCUGUAAUGUUUGUUGGUCACCUUGGCGAGUUGCCUCUCUCUGGUGCUUCAAUGGCUACUUCAUUUGCUACUGUCACUGGCAUUAGCUUAUUGUUGGGAAUGGCGUGUGCUUUGGAUACCUUAUGUGGCCAGUCAUAUGGAGCAAAACAGCAUCGCAUGUUAGGCGUUCACACGCAGAGAGCCAUGCUUGUGCUUAUGAUUGUUAGUGUACCUGUAGCAAUUAUUUGGGCAAACACAAGAUCCAUUCUGAUCUUCCUUGGCCAAGAUCCUGAAAUAUCUGAAGAAGCUGGAAAAUAUGCUCAGCUAUUGAUUCCAAGCCUUUUUGCCUUUGGUCUUAUUCAGUGCCUAAACAGGUUCUUACAAACCCAAAAUAUUGUAUUUCCAAUGGUAUUCAGCUCUGCAGCUACUACGUUACUACAUCUUAUUGUUUGUUGGGUUAUGGUAUACAAAGCUGGACUAGGAAGUGGAGGAGCUGCAAUAGCAAAUUCUAUAUCUUAUUGGGUGAAUGUUUUGUUACUGACACUCUUGGAAAUGUGGUUAUUUGAAAUGAUGGUUCUUCUAUCCGGUCUUCUACCAAACCCAAAGUUGGAAACAUCAGUGCUUUCUAUCUGCUUGAAUACAGCAUCAACUGUUUGGAUGAUACCUUCUGGUUUCAGUGAAGCUGUAAGCAUUCGUGUGUCAAAUGAACUUGGAGCUGGUAAUCCUUGGGCUGCACGUUUAGCUGUGCACGUUGUCUUAGUAAUGGCCAUCAUUGAGGGCACCUUAGUUGGAACAGUGAUGAUAUUGAUACGAAAUGUUUGGGGCUAUGCAUAUAGUAAUGAAUUAGAAGUGGUAGAAUAUGUAGCAAAGAUGUUGCCAUUCCUUGCGGCAUCCAAUUUCCUGGAUGGGAUCCAGCAAGGAAAGCUACAGACAGAGUCUAUGAGUCAAUAA